Somion occarium is the source of this 475-nucleotide messenger RNA. The record is from the annotation of a GenBank genome assembly. Lineage: Eukaryota; Fungi; Basidiomycota; Agaricomycetes; Polyporales; Cerrenaceae.
UUCACCUGCCGUUCUUGUUUUCACUCCGAUUACAUCCAUCUUUUCAAGACAUGCGUUGAUGCAAAACAAGUGAAUAGAAAUCAUUUGGUGCACCCUCGCGAUGCAUGGCCUCCACCAGGAACAGCCGUCUAUGCUGCGUGUCCGUCUUCAAGCCGAUUCGACAGAGCAAGGUUAACUGGUGCUCGUGGAUGCGCCCACACGGUUAUGAAACGUUCUCCUCGAGGGAACGAAGGGAAGAUGGAUUUGUCAGUGAGAUGAUGUUGACGCUUCGGGCGAGUGAGUACCAUAUGGUACCCUCCUCCGGACUUCGGAUGGCUGUAAAUCCGUCCUUGGCUGCCAGCUCCAUAUGCCAUAUGCUGCGGGAAGACACCCGUCUAUUCAUUUGGACGCUGUUGUAAAAGGAGGCUCUGUUGCCGUCCUGCUCUCUCUCCUUCUCUCCUACGUGAUCGUCUUCGGCUAGCAUUUCCUCUGUAAU